This is a messenger RNA of Trichobilharzia regenti, 3642 nucleotides long. Lineage: Eukaryota; Metazoa; Platyhelminthes; Trematoda; Strigeidida; Schistosomatidae. The record is from the annotation of a GenBank genome assembly.
AUGGAUAAUGUUUUCCUAUCGUUGGCUGGGAACCAUUCACUAAUGGAAAAUGGAGGAUUUCCAGUCAUGGUUCAAAAUCCACAUUUUGCUUCAUGGACUCAACUUUCUGCUCAAACAGCAGCAGCAGCAGCUGGUAAUGCAGCGGCUGCUGUAGCUGCUGCAGCAGCAGUGCAUCCAGGCGCAGCAGCAGCUUCAUUUCAAUUCCCUAAUGCUACUGCAUCACUUCAACAACAGCAGGUAUCUGACUCCUCCUCCUCCUCUUCGUCAACAUCGUCAUCAUCAGCAGCCGCUGUUGCCAACUCCACGCGUGGUAAUUCUGUUGUUAGUGUAGACAAUUCAGUUACAGUCACAAAUGCAAGUAAUGCCUUUCCACUUGGUUUACAACCUUCAGUAUCUUUAACUUUACAACAUUCUUCUAUUCUUCCUACACAGUCACAACACCAACAACAGCAACAACAACAGUUACAUCAACAACAGUUACAACUGCAGCAACAACAACAACAACAGCACCAGUUGCAGUUACAACAGCAAAUCCAAUUGCAACAGCAACAAUUUAGGCAACAACAGCACUCACUACAGCAGCAGCAGCAACAACAACAACAGACUAGACUUUCAACGCCACAUUCUCAACAACAACAGCAACAGUUACAUCAACAUUUACAGCAGCGACAGCUUGCGCUUGCACAACAGCAGCAACAAGUGAAUCUUCAGACUGGCAACACGACUACCAAUACAAAUCAGCUGUUAUCCACCUCAUCAAUUGUUCCAAAUACUUCUGGUUUUAUGCAAAGUCCACCAGGAAUAAACCUUCAAACAACACUUCCUAAUCAAUCUGGCAUUGGGACAUCAUCUGUACUCAAUACUGGUAAUUUCCCGUCAUUCACUACAACUAAUGCUCCAGUGAAACAAAAGCGAAAAUCUAAAGCUAUCAAAAAAUCACAUGUUGAUGGUGUAUCUAACACAACAAUGACAUCGAAUACAGUUGUUCUUCCGACAUGCAAUAGUAGUAGUAGUAGUGGUAGUCUAUCGAGUAGUACAAUGUGUUCUACGAUGUCUCCUUCGUUUAGUUUAAUUUCAAUGAAUGGUAAUGUAUCCACAACAACAACAAUAACAACAACGACAACAGCAGCAGCAAUAACACAAACAAUAACACCGACAAGUCAAACAAAUUCUAUAUCCUCUAAUCCAGUUCUCAAUGAAUCGUGCAGUUCACCCUUAUCCUCAGUACUCUCUCCAUUACCAACUCUUCCGGAGGAAAUAUUGUUAAAAAUUGAUCCUUCCUUAGGUGAUCCACCACCUCCACCACAUGCAGAUAUAACCAUUAUAAAACCAUAUCAAUGUGAUCAAUGCUUUAAACGGUAUUCAGGUAUGAAAUCAUUGAAAAAUCAUAAACUAACACAUUCUGAUAUACGACCGCAUAAAUGUUCUAUAUGCGGUAAAGCAUUUCUUAGAGCGGAUAAAAUGCGUCUUCAUGAAAUCUCUCAUUUAAAUUUAAAACCAUUUGAAUGCACUACAUGUAAGCAAAGAUUUACACGUUCAGAUAAACUGAAAAUUCAUCAUCGUACGCAUACAGGUGUACGUCCAUAUGCAUGUACAUUUUGCCCUAAACGAUUUACUAGAUCAGAUAAGCUGAAAAUUCACGAACGUAUACAUACAAAAGUUAAACCCUAUGAAUGUUCACAUUGUGGUAAGUGUUUUGCACGAUCGGAUAAACGUAGACUACAUGAAAAAACGCAUAUGUAUGGACCUCGACCUCGUGCUGCUACAAAUACUGGUGGUGGUAAGAAAUCGAAGACUGCAAAUAAUGCUACAGCUAAUGCUGAAGCAGCGGCGGCUGCAGCUGCUGCAGCAGUUGUUGCCGCAGCUUCUGCAGCCUCCUUUCUGACAGUGAAUUCAAUCGGAAAAACUCUUGGUCUCCCAUUGACUGUUGCUGCUGCUACACCAUCGGUUAGUGGGAAUAAUAAUACUAAUAAUCCAUCGUCAGCCGCCGCCGCCGGUGUAUUCGAUUUUACUUCUAUUACAAAUGUUUGUCCAACAACUGGUCAAAAUACUAUAUGCUUUCCAUCCUAUCAUAAUGUGAAUUCAUCAUCUACAGGCAGUAGUGAGAAAACCGCUGAUAAUCAACAACUUUCAGCAUCUUUGUCAACAAUUACUUUUCCUCUGCCUACUUGUCAACAAUUGCAUUUACCAUCACAGCAUCAUUCAACGUUAGCCUCGCUGGCUGGUAUUGCACAAUAUCAUCCAGCACUAUUCUCAGCUCAUCCACGUCAAUUUUCACAGGUUGCAACAGCAGCAAACUCGGUUUCUUUUUAUCCAACAAAUCAUCAAACUAACUCUAUGAGUGGAUUUACUACAAGUAAUUCAGCAGCAGGAGCAGCAUCCUAUCCUUCGCAUGCACAGGUGAUGCCAUUUCUGGUGAAUUCUACAAAUACAGCCGCAUCAUCACCUGCUAUCUCUUUCUCCUUGGGCUCAUCGAAUACAGUGUCUGAAAAUAGUGCAUGUUCUGUGGCUAAUACUUCUUCUAAUAUAUAUCAAAAUGCUUCAAAUCAGAAAAUGGGAAAUUCUGUAGUUUCAUUUCCAGUUAGUAGUAGUAAUAGUAAUAGUAGUAGUAGUACGCCUAGUGGUGCUCCUGGUGGUGGUGGUGGUGGUGGUGUAACACAAAGAUCAGAAGUAUCAUCAUCAGGAGUUGAUUCUGUCUCUGCGAAUAGUCUGUCUACUUCAGUGUCGAAUACUAAUAUUGCUGCUGUGAUGGCUGCUGCAGCAUUAGGUCGACAAUUUCAUCAAAAUCAACAACAACAGCAACAACAACAAUAUCCACAAGUUGUUGCCUAUCCUGGUUCACAACAAAUGUCUGCUUUCAUUCAUCAUCAGCAACAACGUCAGCAACAACAACAACAACCUCAGAAUAGUCAACAAUCACAAGAAACUUCACAACAACAACAGCCACAGUCAGCACAGUUUGUUCACCAUCAGACACAACAGUCGAAACAACUUCAAUCACAACAGCAUCCUUCUCAGCAGCAGCAACAACAACAGUCUAGACCUCAGUUCCAGUUUUAUCAGCCACAAUUUGCGCAUCAAUUUCAGCAUCAAACUAACCAACUGCAACAAGAUCAUCAACAUCAAAUGUUACAGCAUCAACAACAAGUUAUACAACUACACCAACAACUUCAACAACAACACCAACAGCAGCAAGCUCAGCAGCAGCAACAACAACAACAAGCUCAACAACAGCAACAACAAGCCCAACAACAGCAACAACAAGCCCAACAACAGCUGAUGCAACAACAUUCUGCUGCUAUGCUUCAACAACAAGGUCUUAUUUCACCUGCACAUUCUGGUGCAUCAGUAGCUGCAUUUAGUUUAUUCCCUCAAGCUGCUGCUCAAUUUAUCCCUGGUGUAGUACCGGCACAGUAUGCUGCUGCUGCCGCGGCAGCAGCUCAUUCAACACAUCAACAGUAUAUGCAAGUUCAACAGCAACAACAACAACAGUAUUUAGCGGCGGCUGCUGUUGCAGCUGCUGCCUCCUCUGGACCAAUUCAUUCACUGACACUUGCAUCUCAGCAUCAGUCGAGCAGUACAACAGCAACGCCAACAACAUCAACGUCUACUUCUUCUACAAGUGGUUCUGCGGUUGCUUGA